AUGUCCCAAGGCGGUGGUCCUGGUAUCGAGGAGCUAGCGGCCAAAGACCCGCGAGCUGUAGUCAAAGUGCCAUUAGAUUAUACAGAAGGUGUGACGGCAGAGGCCGUAUCUGUGAUAUGUGAACGGUUUGCUUUACAGGCAGGUCGCGAAACACUGACUGCCCUACUCCAACGUCUUUUCACCUCCUUCAAGCAACGCGAUGCCACACUCGUAAAGAUCAACCCCUUGAUCCGUGAGCCCAAAACGGGACGUCUCAUCUGCGCCGGUUCCAAAGUGUGCAUCGAUAACACCGCAUCAAAACGCCAGAGUAAGAUAUUCGGUCUCCGCGACCGGAACCAAGAAUUGGCAGUGGAAGCCGAGAAGCAUGGUCUAGUGUACAUUCAGCUUGAAGGAAACAUCGGCCGUCUCGUCAACGGGGUCGGACUGGCUAUGGUAACGAAUGACGCUGUUGCUCAUCAUGGCGGAAAAUGUGCAAACUUUCUCGAUGGCGGAGGGCAAGCGACGAAGGAGACAAUGGUCAAAGCGUUUGAGCUUAUACUGAGCGACAAAAGGGUUGAUACCAUCUUGGUGAAUAUAUAUGGUGGCAAGUCCGGUCAAAGUGGUGGCUCAGGCUAUGGUGCAGGCAUAGCCACAUUGUUUGCAGAACAAGGGGCGAAAGUAGUGGUGGCCGACAUCAAUGAAGAUGGCGGCAAGCGUACGGUCUCAGCUAUGCCAGACAGCAUGAGAUUUCACAAAGUAAAUGUCGCAAAAGAGAGCGACUGGCAAAGACUUGUUGAAUCUACGCAAUCCGCGUUUGGAAGCAUCAAUUGUCUGGUCAACAACGCUGGGACAACGUACCGCAACAAGGGGUUUGAGUCCUUUUCAGGUGUGCCUGACACGCCGGAAAAUCGAGCGAAGUUUUUGUCAAACGUUCCUCUUGGCCGACUGUGCGAACCCUCAGACGUUGCAUCGGCCUGUCUCUUUUUCGCGUCCGAUGAGUCGUCUUUUGUGACUGGUGUCAACAUGGAAGUUGAUGGAGGUCGAGCUGUGUAG
Messenger RNA from Letharia lupina, 1032 nucleotides. RefSeq lists its product as uncharacterized. Gene Ontology annotation, cellular component: mitochondrion; succinate-CoA ligase complex. Gene Ontology annotation, biological process: tricarboxylic acid cycle; succinyl-CoA metabolic process. Lineage: Eukaryota; Fungi; Ascomycota; Lecanoromycetes; Lecanorales; Parmeliaceae. The coding region runs from base 1 to 1032 and encodes 343 amino acids. Gene Ontology annotation, molecular function: succinate-CoA ligase (ADP-forming) activity. The transcript is spliced from 3 exons. The record is from RefSeq and is a predicted model, not a curated record.